Messenger RNA from Petromyzon marinus (sea lamprey), 986 nucleotides. The record is from RefSeq and is a predicted model, not a curated record. Lineage: Eukaryota; Metazoa; Chordata; Hyperoartia; Petromyzontiformes; Petromyzontidae.
GGGGAGCUGCUGUUCACAGCUUGUUGUUUUUUUCUCCUUCAUAAAAUCUUCAGACUCCACGCCAGUCGUGUUGGCGGCAGUCCUCAUCAUCGUCCUGACUGCACUCGUGUUGCUCAUAGUUUACUUCAACAUGAAGCAGAAGGGGUUGACUUUUAAAACGAUGGUGAAGCGAUCAGACACUACUCAUACAAAUAAUGAGCAUGAUGAAAGUCUACCGCUUGUUAUCGUGAAAAAUGAACACGAGGUGACACAAGGAGUUCAGAGGAGCAAUGAGAGCAGCGAGACAAUGCAACAGAUCCGAGAGAACAAAGAGAAACUCAAGGCCUGGAUCGGAGCGGAUCCCUCGGCUUUCCUGGAGCAUCUCAACGGCUUCAAAUUGAUUCCACGACGAGUUCACCAAGCGGCCAUCAUCAAGGGCGGAGAGGAGAGUGUGGAGCUCGUUCUGGACCACUUCCUCAGCCAGGGAGAGGCGUGCUGUGAGAAGCUGUGGGACUCCCUCUACUCUGUGAGGAAGCAAUACGUGCAGCUGUGGAAGUGGAUUCAGACACACGGCGAGGCGUUGAGGGCCAUUCGAGAUAAGGAGUCGGAUCUGAAGCUCUGGAUCGCCAGAGACCCCAAGCAUCUUCUGCUGCAGCUGAUGAGUCGGGGACGGAUCCCGAACGAGCUCUUCACCGAGGCCAAGGGCAUCCGGGAUGGCGCGGAGUGCGCGGAGCUGCUGCUCAGCUUCUUCAAAGAGAGAGGGAAUGACGACUGCCUCAAGUUGCUCUUUGCCCUGCAGGCCGUGCAGGAUCAUUAUCCUGGAGUCAAGGAGUGGCUGGACGGCCUUGGUAGUAAAACAAUCUUUGAGACACCUUCCACCACUUUCAUGUUAACCAGCCAUCAUCCCUUCCAGUGACAUGUCCUGCCCAAGUGUAGCAUGUGCGAGCUCAGCCGCGAUGGAUCGCACGUAUACGUUGUGCCCUCUGCUAAUUGCUGCGGAGAGCCAG